Molecule: messenger RNA, 1119 nt
Organism: Pungitius pungitius (ninespine stickleback)
Lineage: Eukaryota; Metazoa; Chordata; Actinopteri; Perciformes; Gasterosteidae
Gene: hmox1a
Product: heme oxygenase 1a
Exons: 6
Coding region: 76-912 (278 amino acids)
Biological process (GO): heme catabolic process; heme oxidation; response to oxidative stress
Molecular function (GO): heme binding; heme oxygenase (decyclizing) activity
Source: RefSeq, a predicted model, not a curated record
ACUGCAAUCCAGAGAGGACACAGGGAAUCACUGCGCUCACAGAGAAAACCACCAGACCCUACAUACUGGUUCACAAUGGAGACAGAGAAGAAGAAUCCGACGCAAACAGCAGAGCAGAUGACAGACAGGGAUUUGUCCGAACAAAUAAAAAUGGUGACAAAGGAGAGUCACAUCCGGGCAGAAAACACCGAGCUGAUGCUGAGCUUCCAGAAGGGACAAGUCACCCUGCCGCAGUUCAAGCUCCUUCUGUGCUCGCUGUAUGAAGUCUACAAGGCCUUGGAGGAGGAGAUGGACAGGAACUGCCACCACCCCAGCGUCGCCGCCAUUUACUUCCCCGCUGAACUGGCCAGACUGGAGGCUAUCGAAAAAGACCUGGCAUACUUCCUUGGCCCGGACUGGAGGGAGAAGGUCGUUGUUCCGGCUGCCACUAAGAGAUACUGCCACCGGCUAAGACAAAUCGGUAAAGAAAACCCUGAGUUUCUGGUUGCCCACGCUUACACCCGUUACCUAGGAGACCUGUCAGGAGGGCAGGUUCUGGGUCGAAUCGCCCAGAAGUCCAUGGGGCUGAAGAGUAGCGAGGGGCUGUCGUUCUUUGCCUUCCCGGGCGUGUCCAGCCCCAACCGCUUCAAACAGCUGUACCGCAGCCGGAUGAACAGCGUGGAGCUCACGGAGGAGGAGAGGAACGGCGUGCUGGAGGAGGCUGUCAGAGCGUUCGAGCUCAACAUCCAGGUUUUUGAUGAUUUGCAGAAGAUGCUGCUGAGUGUCCCUGAAAACAAGCUGCAGACUUUCUCCACUCCAGUGAAGAUGCUCCAGAUCCCCAGAGCCUUCAUCCAAUCAUCUCCGCUGUUCAGGGCUCUGCUGGGAAUUUUUGUGGCUGUGGCCACAGUCGGUAUUGGAAUCUAUGCUUUUUAGAGUGAACACAACGCGUUUGUCUGUUGCGGUUAUCCUUUACUGUUAAAAAUCAGUUUGAAAAAUAGUGCCUGAAAAUGACCAAAUACUGUAAAAUAUGUCUUCUAAUUUCACUGUGAACUGUAUCCAAGUUUGCAUUAAGGUUGGUUUUCUGUCAAAGACGGUUAAUCAGUGUGCAUGAAAGUGAGCUUCUAAUACUGUAAAUAUGCU